AUGUCAGCACCGGUAUCGCGUUUGGACCGGCAAGUGGUCCUCCUGGAAACGGGAUCCACUCAGGUGGUGCGGAACAUGGCCGCCGAUCAGCUUGGCGAUUUAGCCAAACAGCAUCCCGAAGACACGCUGUCGCUGCUGUCUCGUGUGUAUCCGUUCCUGAUGUCGAAGAAGUGGGAGACACGUACAACAACGGCGCGUGCCGUGGGCGGGAUUGUAUCCAACUCGCCUGCCUGGGACCCGAACGCCGACGACGUCGAGGAUGAGGACCACGGCCAUAGCGGCGGCGAAGCCGCUCUGAAAGUCGAGAGCUCUGGUCCUGUCAGGGCCGAAGAACUGGAAUCCGCAAAAGUAAAGUUAGAACAUGAACUACGGCUCAAAUUGGAAGAGGUGGACGAUACCAAGGAGUGGAAAACGCUUCAAGACGACAGCAAUCUUUUUUCCUUGGCGGAGUGGAGUCUGCAUGGCGUAUUGAAGUCUGGAAGAGUGCUCUUGGCCGCCAGCAUCGAUGACUAUGGCGCUGCAGCGGAUUCCGCCGCAAUGUUGGCAGUUUCGGACCCGUAUGCCAACAAAGUGCCCAAAGUUCAAGGCUCAUCUGUAAAAAGCGAGGGGGCCUUGAACGCGCCGCCGAACGUAGACUUGGCAGCACCAGCGAAGGAGACGUCGGACGCUUCCAAGAAGAGCGCGAGAAUGAUGGCCAUGGCCAAGCGUAAACGCAAAAUUCAGGCUAAGACUACCAUAAAGAAGCCAGUAGAUAUAUCGCAGAGUUCCAUCUCACGCAAUCUCGUUGCACAGGAGGACUCUAGUCAAAGUCCCACCCCGUCACCCACCAUGCUAAGCAAUUCUAAGCUUGAGAUCACAGAGCAGUCGGACUCUAAAAGGAUAAUGGUAGAAAGCAUGGUAAAUCCAAUUUUGGAGAAGCACGAUAGUGUUGCAGGGCUCGUGUGGCAGUUCCAAGGCAUUUACGAACUAUUGUUGGACGGCCUCAUCAAUGAUGCCUGGGAAAUUCGUCAUGCAGCUGCGCUCGGUCUGCGGGAGAUAAUUAAAAAACACGCCAAAAGUGUGGCCAGGAUCAAGGGAAAGUCUAAAGUGGAAAACGAUCGCAGAAAUCGCAGAGCUUUGGAGGACUUGGCAACGCGGCUCUUGACGGUUUUUGCUUUGGACAGAUUUGGGGAUUUCGUAUACGACACGGUGGUUGCUCCAGUUCGAGAAUCAGUGGCGCAGACCUUGGCCGCAUUGUUGGUUCACCUGGACGACGAUUUAAGUAUACAAGUAUUUGGAGCGCUUGAACAGCUGGUGUUGCAAGACCCAAAGACAGUGGGGCUUCCAAACAAAAUUUGGGAGGCUACUCACGGUGGCUUAUUAGGCGUUAGGUAUUUCGUUGGGAUCAAAACUAACUUUCUGUUCCAGAACAAUUUAUUAGACAAUGUGGUUAAUAUUGUCCUUUAUGGCUUGAAAGAGCAUAACGAUGACGUCCAGAGUGUGGCCGCUGCGAUUCUGGCCCCAAUCGCUAUGGAGUUUGUUCAACUGGAGGCAAACAUGAUCGACUUGGUGUUGAGCACUAUAUGGUCUUUGCUGACUCACCUUGAGGACGAUCUAUCGUCAAGCGUCGGGUCCGUGAUGGAUCUCUUAGCAAAGCUCUGUGAGCAACAAAAAGUUUUGGACGUUUUGAAGUCGAAAGCGUUAGCACAUCCUCAAGAGUGGUCUUUCAAAAGCCUUGUUCCUAAGCUGUACCCCUUCUUAAGACAUUCCAUUACAAAUGUAAGGAAGGCUGUUUUGAAUCUUCUCAAGGCUUUUCUCUCGAUUCAAGAUGAUUUUGUUAAGCACUGGAUCAACGGUAAGAUCUUUAGGCUAAUCUUCCAAAACAUACUAUUAGAGCAAAAUCCCCAAGUUCUAGAGUCUUCUUUUGACGUCUACAUCUCUAUGUUGAAUGAGUACCGCAAUAAGAACCCGGAUAAAAGUCUGGAUCACUUAUUCGGCAAGCACUUGGCGCCAAUUUUGCACUUACUGAUAACUCCUAUUGGGGAGCACGGAAAGAGCUAUAACAUGGAAUUGCAAUAUAUUCUGAAACCCUCUCAACAUUACCAGCUUAUUUCCGAGAGAAAAAGAAGUACGCAUGCAGAUCUCAAGUCCGAUAUCCCCCCUCCAGCUAACAGUGAGCGCGUGAAUAUCGAUGCUCCGAUGAUCGCUGGUGACAUUACGCUUUUGGGCACUGAAGUUAUCUUCAACACAAGAGUGCUGGGUGCAAAAGCCCUCGGUAUCACUCUUUCAAUGUUUCAAGAAUCCACACUCAAGUCAUUUUUCGCAAAUGUUCUCCUGGACUGUUUGAAGCUACCUUAUGCGACACCUCGCAUGCUCGUAGCAAUUAUUAUAUCUGAGCUGUGCUCAAACUUAUCAAAUCAGCCGACUGACGACGAUGGUGAAAGAUUGAAAAACUUCAUAGCCGAAGGAUUUGGCCCAAUAUUCAUUGAAAAUCUGACAGACUCAUCUACUUUACCUGUUUUUCGCGAAUUAGUACCGAGCCUCAAGGCCUUAAGGACUCAGUGUCAAAGCUUGCUAUCAACAUACGCUGAUGCUGGUGGUAUUUCCCCGCGAAGGCUACCCCAGCUGGCUAUUAUUGUUCAAGGAGAGUCAGAAGCAGGCCCUGAAGCUUUCGGGAUUGAAACAGCAGAGAAAACAUACGGUGAGACAGCUGAUAAACUAUUCCGGCAUUUAAGCAACUCGCAUAAAAUUCUCGCCAAAAAGCCUAUCGACGAUGCUAAGUAUCGUGUUCUUCAAGCAAUUGAGACAGCUAAAGAGGCUCAAAGGUCACGGGCCUGCAAUGUACUUGCGAACUAUGCUUCUGCAACUUUGCUUUUUGGUGGUCUUCCUGUGAAGUUGAACCCAUUUAUCAGGUCUUUGAUGGAUAGUAUAAAAGAGGAACAUUACGAGAUUUUACAAAGGAGAUCUGGUGACGCUAUCUUAAAUUUGGUAGUGGAAUUGGUAAAACAAUCGAAGGCCAGUGUGGCUAACAAAAUUAUCAAAAACCUAUGUGGAUUUCUGUGCGUUGAUACUUCUGAAGUCCCAGAAUUUGCUCCCAACUCUCAAUAUGCAGAUCGUAUAUUGACGCUAAUCAGAGAGCAAAGUGCAUUGGCUUCCCAAACUGACGUAGAGGCCAAAAAAUUGGCACAGGAAGCACAGGUUAAGCGUAAGGGUGCAAUGUAUACAUUGAGUGAACUUUUUAUUCGCCUCGGAUCAAGUGUUUUAGAAGCUGUGCCACAGGUCAAAGGUAUUAUUUUCGAUCCUUUAGAAGGAUCUGCGCAUGAACAAAAAAUCACUCUAUCCGAUCCUAAAAUGGGCCAGGAAAUUGUCGACGCAUUGGGUGUUCUUAGGGCCUUGGUUGUUUAUAUGAGCAGUGACGUUCAGAGUCAUGAAAUUUUACCUCGUUUACCCAGCCUCGUGGGAUUUUUGAAAUCAGACCUUGCUGUGUUCAGGUACUCAGCUGCGAGAACUCUGGCCGAUCUGGCCAGCACCCUGCCCAUUCAAGUCAUUCCAUUUAUCAUACAACAGGUUUUGCCUUUGACGAGUAACCCGUCAUCGGUGACAGAUAGACAAGGUGCAACAGAGCUGGUGUACCAUCUAGCGCUGUGUAUGGGCAGCAAUAUUCUGCCUUAUGUUGUCUUUCUCAUUGUUCCUCUCUUAGGUCGUAUGAGUGACUCUAACCAGGAUAUCAGAACACUCGCCACUUCUACUUUCGCAUCCAUCAUCAAGCUAGUUCCUCUGGAAGCCGGUAUCCCAGACCCCGAGGGCUUGCCCAAGGAGUUGAUGGAAGGUCGUGAAAAGGAGCGGGACUUUAUACAGCAAAUGAUGGAUCCCUCUAAAGCAAAACCGUUCCAGUGUCCAGUUGCUAUAAAGGCCACUUUAAGAAAGUACCAGCAGGACGGUGUCAACUGGUUGGCCUUCUUAAACCAGUAUCACCUACAUGGCAUUCUUUGUGAUGAUAUGGGUUUGGGUAAAACGCUACAAACAAUUUGCAUUAUUGCCAGUGAUCAGUAUUUGAGAAACGAGGAGUAUGAGAAAACGCAAGCUAGAGAAAUGAGACCGCUGCCUUCCUUAAUUGUCUGCCCUCCAUCCCUGACGGGUCAUUGGGAACAAGAGUUUAUGCAGUAUGCCCCUUUCUUGAAAGUAUUAGUUUUUGCUGGUGGACCUUCAACAAGAUAUCCGCUCAGAAACAAGCUGGCUGAAGCUGACAUUGUUGUCACAUCAUAUGAUGUGGCUAGGAACGAUGUCGAUAUCGUAGGCAAAUAUGACUUCAAUUACUGUGUCCUGGACGAGGGCCAUAUCAUCAAAAAUGCACAAUCCAAGUUAGCUAAAGCAGUCAAGAUGGUAAGAGCUAACCAUAGGUUGAUCUUGACAGGAACACCUAUCCAAAAUAAUGUUGUUGAGCUGUGGUCCUUGUUUGACUUUUUAAUGCCAGGCUUUCUGGGGACAGAAAAAAUGUUUCACGAGAGGUUUGCAAAACCAAUAGCCGCGUCCAGGAACAGUAAGACGUCAUCAAAAGAACAAGAAGCUGGGGCUUUGGCCCUAGAUGCAUUGCAUAAGCAGGUCCUUCCAUUCAUGUUGCGGAGACUCAAAGAAGACGUCUUAUCUGACCUUCCUCCAAAGAUCAUCCAAGACUAUUACUGUGAAUUGAGUGAUUUGCAGAAACAGCUAUACAAAGAUUUCGCAAAGAAACAGAAAACAAAUGUAGAGCAGGAUAUCGAGCAUGUAUCCGAGGUGGAUAACAAACAGCACAUUUUCCAAGCUUUGCAGUAUAUGAGGAAGCUCUGUAACCAUCCGUCACUAGUCCUUUCCAGAAACCAUCCACAAUGGUUCCAGGUCCAAGAAUAUUUGAAGCAAACUGGCUUCAGUUUGGACGACAUAUCCCACGCACCAAAACUAGGUGCCCUGAAAAAUUUACUUUUAGAGUGUGGCAUUGGUACUCAGGACACAGAGAAGAAGACAAAGUUUUCUUUGCCUUCUACAGAGAGUGUCAUUAGCCAGCACCGCGCCCUGAUUUUCUGUCAGUUGAAGGAUAUGCUAGACAUGGUUGAAAAUGACCUCUUCAAGAAAUGCAUGCCUUCCGUAACUUACAUGCGACUUGACGGUAGUAUUGAAUCGCGUGACAGGCAGGCAGUGGUACGCAAGUUCAACGAAGAUCCUUCAAUCGACUGUCUCUUACUGACUACAAAAGUUGGUGGUCUGGGGCUAAAUCUCACGGGAGCUGACACUGUUAUUUUCAUAGAGCAUGACUGGAAUCCUAUGAAUGACCUUCAGGCAAUGGAUAGAGCCCAUCGUUUGGGUCAGAAAAAGGUCGUCAAUGUGUACAGAAUAAUCACCAGAGGUACUCUUGAGGAAAAGAUUAUGGGUCUUCAAAAGUUCAAAAUGAACAUAGCAUCAACGGUCAUAAAUCAACAAAAUUCAGGAUUGGCUUCUAUGGAUACUCAUCAACUACUCGACUUGUUCGACACCGACAAUGUUCCCUCGCAAGAGAAUGAGCCUAAAAAUAAUGACGGCAAGCUUGAUGAAAUCGUCAAUGAAACCGGCUUAACUGGAAAAGCUAAGGAAGCCGUUGGUGAACUUACUGAACUAUGGGACACCAAGCAGUACGAAGAAGAGUACAAUUUGGAUAACUUCAUCAAAACUUUGCGUUGA
Messenger RNA from Lachancea dasiensis, 5670 nucleotides. The record is from the annotation of a GenBank genome assembly. NCBI's taxonomy places the organism in Eukaryota, Fungi, Ascomycota, Saccharomycetes, Saccharomycetales, Saccharomycetaceae.